Loa loa (African eye worm) is the source of this 165-nucleotide messenger RNA. RefSeq lists its product as hypothetical. The transcript has 2 exons. Lineage: Eukaryota; Metazoa; Nematoda; Chromadorea; Rhabditida; Onchocercidae. The record is from RefSeq and is a predicted model, not a curated record. The coding region runs from base 1 to 165 and encodes 54 amino acids.
AUGGCGAUGAUAACAAUGAAGAAAAGGCAAGAAUGGAAGGCAGAACAUGAAGGAAGGAUGGAAAAAAAGGAGGAGGAAGAGGAGGAGGAGGAAGAAGAGGAGGAGGAAAAGGAAGAACAACUAGGGGGAAGCAAGUUCAGAUGUUCGGGAAGCAGGAAGUUAUAA